Molecule: messenger RNA, 1283 nt
Organism: Ceratotherium simum simum (southern white rhinoceros)
Lineage: Eukaryota; Metazoa; Chordata; Mammalia; Perissodactyla; Rhinocerotidae
Gene: TREX2
Product: three prime repair exonuclease 2
Biological process (GO): DNA catabolic process
Cellular component (GO): cytoplasm
Molecular function (GO): 3'-5'-DNA exonuclease activity; nucleic acid binding
Source: RefSeq, a predicted model, not a curated record
UUGUGGAAGGUGCCCCAUUAUGGGGCUGGGCAUCGAACCCAGGUGGGCUAGGCCCAGCUGCUGUGGCCUGGCCCUGGUCAGGCUUGGAGGCAGGGCUGGGCAGAGGCCUUGGGCUUCCUCCUCAUGCCUGUGACGACACGUUCCUCCAGCCCAAGCUGCACUCAUCGGGAGCCUGCAUGCAGCCUGGGAUCCUGCUUUCCAAUCUGUAAACACAGGGCGUGUGUCCCAGUGGCUGUGAGUGAGCGAGGGGGUGGCGAGCCAGCUGCACAGGUCCUACGGCCUCAGGCCUCCUUGUUACCGAACAGGCGGUUGGGGGUGGGCCACAGCUGCUGAUUAAAGGCUGCCUGGAUCAGCCUUUGUGGAGACAGGUGCCCAGCAGCCCAGGAAGCUGGCCAGCGCCUGCCCCAGUUUUAGGCAUCGCUGUACCUGUGAGAACAUCACCAUGUCCGAGGCACCCCGGGCGGAGACCUUCGUCUUCCUGGACCUGGAAGCCACUGGGCUACCCAGUGUGGACCCUGAGAUCGCUGAGAUAUCCCUGUUUGCUGUCCACCGCUCGUCUUUGGAGAACCCAGAGCGCAACGAGUCUGGUGCCCCGGUGCCACCCCGGGUCCUGGACAAGCUCACGCUGUGCGUGAGCCUAGAGCACCCCUUCACUGCCAAGGCCAGUGAGAUUACCGACCUGAGCAGUGAGGGCCUGGCGCGGUGCCAGAAGGCCAGCUUCAACAGGGCUGUGGUUCGGAUGCUACAGGCCUUCCUGAGCCGCCAGGAGGGCCCCAUCUGCCUUGUGGCCCACAACGGCUUCGAUUAUGACUUCCCCCUGCUGUGCACGGAGCUGCGGCGCCUGGGCGCCCACCUACCCCAGGACACCAUCUGCCUGGACACGCUGCCAGCGCUGCGGGACCUGAACUGUGCCCACAGCCAUGGCACUCAUGCCCAGGGCUGCAAGAGUUACAGCCUGGGCAGCCUCUUCCGCCGCUACUUCCAGGCAGAGCCGAGCGCGGCCCACUCGGCCGAGGGCGAUGUGCACACCCUCCUCAUGGUCUUCCUGCACCGCGCUGCUGAGCUGCUCGCCUGGGCUGAUGAGCAGGCCUGCAGCUGGGCCCAUGUGGAGCCCAUGUACACGCCACCUGAUGGUCCAAGCCUCGAGGCCUGAGUGCCAGGGGCUCAGCGACGCCCUCACCCAGGGAGAUGAGGCCCACUCCCUGUAGCACGGGCAGCGCCAGCCUUCACGGUUGAACCGAGCUCUGAGGCCUGGAGCUGGCUCCGGACCAGUGCCUCGCUGC